This is a messenger RNA of Nicrophorus vespilloides, 1680 nucleotides long. It is a transcript of the gene WDR79, whose product is annotated as telomerase Cajal body protein 1. Gene Ontology annotation, biological process: Cajal body organization. The record is from RefSeq and is a predicted model, not a curated record. Gene Ontology annotation, molecular function: protein binding; RNA binding. Gene Ontology annotation, cellular component: Cajal body. The transcript is spliced from 5 exons. Bases 136 to 1311 code for a protein of 391 amino acids. NCBI's taxonomy places the organism in Eukaryota, Metazoa, Arthropoda, Insecta, Coleoptera, Silphidae.
GUCGGUUACAGAUCGAUAGGAUUUUAGCGAGUGGCGGUGCUGUCAAAUAGGAAAAUCCAUUCGAUAAUAAUAUUUAGUGCGUUCGAGAUUAGUGUUAAUUAUCUUUGCAGGGUUAUAAAUAAUAGUUGUUGGAGAAUGGGUUCUGAGGCGGUGCUGGAGGGUCACUACGUGCAGUACGCCCAUUACAAUUUCGAGAGCACCAGUGUGGAGUUAGGAAGGGCACAAUGGCCCAACUACGAUGACCAGCACUACCUCAGGUCCUGCAAGUGGUCCCCAGAUGGCACAUGUCUGUUGACCGUAGUCCGAGGGGCUGGCAUGCACGUCAUGGAACUGCCAUCGGAUCUGUACAAUGGGGACUCGAUCAUGAACAGCAGACAGAUUCAGGCCCUGAUGCCAGCGGUCAGUGUUCCAGAGAGUGGACUCAUCUAUGAUUACUGCUGGUACCCUGGAAUGAACAGUAGCACAGCGGCCACCUGCUGUUGGGCGGCUUCUGGACACGAGGGCCCCAUUCACUUGUGGGACGCAUUCAGUGGUGAGCUGAGAUGCUCGUACAGGGGAUUUAAUAGUGUCGAUGAAUUGGAGGCGGCGAUUAGCGUAACGUUUUCAGCUGAUGGUCAGAAUAUUUUUUGUGGUUACAAGAAGAAUGUUAAAAUUUUUAGUACUGGACGACCGGGACGGGAAUACGUUGAGUACCCUACCAACCAUCCAGCCUCCUGUCUGGUAGCCAGCCUCGCGCAACCCGGUGUAGUUGCAAUCGGUACAUGGAAGAAUUCGAUAGAACUCGUGAGUCAGUCGGACGGAUCUUUCAGGCAUCUGUGCAAACUGACUGGACACAAGGGCGGUGUGACGACGAUGGCGUUCAGUCAUUGCGGUAUGCGUCUUUACAGCGGAGGCCGCAAGGACAAAGAGAUCAUCUGCUGGGAUCUGCGUGUGCCGGGAAGGCCUCUGUUCUGCGUACCACGAGACGCCAACACCAACCAAAAGAUCACCAUAGACAUCUCCAGUUGCGGCAAAUGGUUGGUCUCCGGCGGUACCGACGGCAAAGUGCAGGUGUGGAACGUCGAGGAAAACAGCACGCCCACAACGCACUAUCAGUUACCGUUGCACAAUGAUUGCGUGAAUGGCGUAAGCCUGCAUCCGUACAGACCGGUGUUGGCGACCGCCAGCGGACAGCACCACACUCUCGACCCGUUGCACCACACGAGGAACACGCAGAGCUACGAGAACGCUCUCUGCAUGUGGUGGGUGGGCAACUCGCACGAUGAUCCCGAUUACAUCACGUCCAUCAUAAAGGCGGCGUCGAACGUGUGACGUGAUGCGUAUUGUUUCAACGUCGCCGCCGCCUGCACCAUCAUGAUCAUCAUCACCACAACAUGCUCCUCCAAUCAAAGUGCGAGUAUGACGACAAUCACGCCUCCAUUCAUUCGAUCCGUUUCCAUUGCCAGCCAAUAAGAAUUGAUGAUGGUGGGACUAUGGACGUUACUUUUGGUGUUGUUGUACAAAAUAAUUACUACUAAUUAAUAACAUUAAUCAGCAAACAAACAAAAGUAUAUAAUUAUAAAAAUAUUGAUGAACUAAACACGAUAAUCGUUGUCGUCGUCGUCGUUUAUAACAAGACUGUGUCUACUAUUUCUGCUCGCGUUAACUCGUUUCAUUCGUACCUAUUUUAUAUAUAUAUAA